GGAAUAUCUCCUCCGUGGUGUUGUCUGUGACUUCUGAGACCUCAUUGACUAUGUCGGCAGUAUCAGACCGUCUAGUACACCACUAACUGAUAAAAUCUUUGUUCUAUCAACGCCAAGCAUUUUGCUUCUUUCUAGGCUCAAGAGGAAUCGACCUGAAGCUCCUCCGCUCGGUGCCACCUUAUCUUUCAUUGGUGAAGAUGGACAAGUGUCCGGGCAGGCGGGAUUGCUGAUAGCAGCCCGAGUUGCCUUCCUCAUGGCGAUCUUGAUUAGAGUUUACAACGAUCAAAGUAUGGCCAUGGGAUACUCAGGCUAGUCUGGGGGUGUUCGUAUAAAGAGGCUUGAGGAAGCUCGCUGAGAAGUAGGUCCUCACCUGUCCUGCGCCAAACCGUACACAUAGCCGAGAUUCAACCAUGUUGGUCAAUCUCAAAACCUAUCUGAAAGGCCAGGAAUCAAGGCCCGGGGAGGCCAAACUGCUGCGAAAGCUGGAUUUCUUCAUCCUCUCAUUUUGUUGUUUGACAUACUUUUUCAAUUACCUAGAUCGCUCCAACCUAUCUAACGCGUAUGUGUCGGGAAUGAAAGAGGAGCUCAACUUCCAAGGAAACCAAUUGAAUGUUAUCAAUACCAUUUUUACUGUCGGCUAUAUCCUCGGUCAAAUACCCUCGAACUUAGCAUUGACCUAUAUUGCUCCCCGCAUCUUUUUCCCUACCAUGAUUGUGAUCUGGGGCGGUCUUACCAUGAUCACAGCCGCCGUGCACAAUCCCCAGGGCAUCAUGGCUAUUAGGUUUUUCUUAGGGUUGGCGGAAUCCAGUACCUUCGCUGGAACCCAUUACAUUCUCGGGGCUUGGUAUACCGAGAAAGAGCUGGGCAAGCGGAGCGGCAUCUUUACUGCCUCCGGACUCGCCGGUACCAUGUUUGGAGGCUUCAUCCAGGCAGGCAUCCAUUCAUCGCUCGACGGAGCCCGUGGACUAUCCGGUUGGCGAUGGCUCUUCAUCAUCGACGGACUGAUCACCCUCCCCAUCGCACUCUACGGACUGUUCUUAUUCCCCGAUACUCCUGCCACGACCCGGGCGCCAUAUCUCUCUGCUUCUGAGCGAGCUUUGGCUAUCUCCCGUAUGCCGGAGGCAAGCGCAGCGAGGUCGCGCUUAGACAUGGCCUUUGCGAAGAAGAUAUUCGGCACCUGGUACUGGUAUGGUUUCGUCAUGCUCUGGAUCAUCGCCGGUGAGACGGAAUCCUUCUCAACCAACACCCUGCUCGCACUCUACAUGAAGUCCCACCCUACCAAUAAAUAUACCGUCUCGCAGUUAAACAACUAUCCAUCGGGAGUGCCCGCCGUGGGGAUUGUGUCGACCUUAUUUUGGGCUACGUUAACCGAUUUUAUGGGCGGGAAACGCUAUCUGGUAGGGUUCUUUAUUGGAAUCACCGGCAUUAUCACUUCUGCACUUAUCCUGACGCAGUUCUCCUCCACCGCCACGGUCUUUGGAGCCUAUUACUGGGCUGGCGCAGUAUAUGCCUGUCAGGCUACAUUCUUUGCAUGGUGCAACGAUGUCAUGCGGUACCAGGAUGGUCGGCUGCGCUCGGUGGUGAUUGCCAGUAUGAACCUGGGAAGUAAUGCAGUCAAUGCUUGGUGGAGCAUCCUGUUCUACUCUGCUACUUUUGCCCCGAGGUUUACCAAGGGUAUGUGGGCAAUGAUCGGAUGUUCCAUUGCUCUGAUUCUCUGGACGAGCGGCAUUAUAUAUAUGAGCAUAAGAGAGACACGUGAGGGGCUGGAUGGUGGUGUUGAACGGGCUGAAGAGGAAAUAGCAGAGGGGUCAAUUUACAAACCCAAAGACUAG
Messenger RNA from Aspergillus caelatus, 1832 nucleotides. Its product is annotated as major facilitator superfamily domain-containing protein. Gene Ontology annotation, cellular component: plasma membrane. The transcript has a single exon. NCBI's taxonomy places the organism in Eukaryota, Fungi, Ascomycota, Eurotiomycetes, Eurotiales, Aspergillaceae. Gene Ontology annotation, biological process: pantothenate import across plasma membrane. The record is from RefSeq and is a predicted model, not a curated record. The coding region runs from base 411 to 1832 and encodes 473 amino acids. Gene Ontology annotation, molecular function: pantothenate transmembrane transporter activity.